Molecule: messenger RNA, 495 nt
Organism: Phytophthora infestans T30-4
Lineage: Eukaryota; Oomycota; Peronosporomycetes; Peronosporales; Peronosporaceae
Exons: 2
Coding region: 1-495 (164 amino acids)
Source: RefSeq, a predicted model, not a curated record
AUGGAAAUCGCGCAGAAAGAAGCCACGAUGAUGGACAGUGAGCACGUGCCGUGCAUUUUGGUGUGGGCCAUACGGGAAUAUUCGGUAAUGGCCGACUCUCAGAAUACAUUUGUAACAGAGCAGUGGCCCGGAGUGAGCGAUGGGCCUGUGGUGGUGACGCAGUGCGGAUCCAGCAAGCCUGUGGAACCUUUGUGGGACGGGACCAAGUUGAAGAAGGGCGAGGCGAAGUCGGCGAACCUGGAUGGAGUGAGCAGCUGCGGACUGGCGUGCGGCCAAACGAAGAUUGGCGGCACCAGGAUCGUGCGAGCUGUGUGGCGUGCGGCCAAAACGAAGACCGGCGGCGCUAAGAGGGGGAGAGCUCAGUUCGGAAUUGGCGGUGUCGAGCACAACCAGUUUGGAGAUCGCGGGUGCACGGGAGACACCAGCGACGCGACAGAGCCGUACGACAGAGUGCGGCACAUAGUGCGAGACGUCGGCCAAGACUGGCACGAGUAG